Messenger RNA from Octopus sinensis (East Asian common octopus), 1982 nucleotides. RefSeq names its product bifunctional peptidase and arginyl-hydroxylase JMJD5. The record is from RefSeq and is a predicted model, not a curated record. Gene Ontology annotation, molecular function: calcium ion binding; 2-oxoglutarate-dependent dioxygenase activity. Bases 89 to 1345 code for a protein of 418 amino acids. NCBI's taxonomy places the organism in Eukaryota, Metazoa, Mollusca, Cephalopoda, Octopoda, Octopodidae. The transcript has 10 exons.
CUUUCCUUUGUUUUUACUCCCACACUGUCAGUUCAGUUCCUGACAAGCGCAUGGGACAGAGGAACAGGUUAUUGUUUUGGUUUUAACGAUGUCUUACUUGUUCUACCUUUCGUUACUGCUGUACACUAGCGUAAUAUUUGCACAGGUAGAACAACAACCAUCGGCAGAUACAGAGACAGAAGUAGAAAAAGAUCUCACAAAAGAGCCGGGACAUCUGAAGAAAUUUGGAAGUGGAAGACCCACCUAUCUUAUUGAUGAAAUUGACGGUUUUCCGGACGUUGAAACAUUCUUCUCUAAGUACGUAUUCGGAUCACGUCCUCUGAAAAUGAAAGGAGCCGCCCAUUGGUCACCUGCUUAUCAUUUGUGGACAGAUAAAUAUUUCCUGUCUCUGGACAUCGACCCAAAUUCCACGGUUUUGGUGGAGGAACACAAAAAAGAGAACCGCACUCUACCGGUGAAAUGGAUGCAUUUUCAGAAGUUUGUACAGAUCUAUAAUGACUCGAAUAUAUAUAUGGUUCAAGAUGUCCCACCUUAUCUCAAACAAGAUGUGAUUCUUCCUUGUUGUAUUCAGUGUCCUGAAUUAUUUGAAGAAGGGUUUGCAACCACCGUUAUGUGGUUCAGUAGUGGUGGAACAAAGUCGGUCAUCCACACAGACAAUCUGGACAACAUCAACUGCUUGUUUCGUGGAGAUAAAGAAAUAGUCUUUGUUGACCCCAAGUAUCAGGAUAAGAUCCAACUGAACACCUAUGGCUCAUAUUCAAAUAUUGAUGUCGACAGAAUGGAUUACACACAAUACCCUGAACUGGCUGAGAUUGAGUAUCACCUUGGCAACAUGACUGCAGGGGACUGUCUUUACAUCCCCUACCUUUGGAUCCACCAGGUUCGUUCUUAUGGAAGCAAUCUGGCUGUCAAUGUCUGGUGGAAUAAUUCCAAAAAUCACCUCAUUGAUGUCAACAAAUGCUUGAAAGAGUGUAGACAUGAUCUCAGUUUGGCAGAUGUGAGCUUUUCCUUUAAAGAGGAUGACGAUGAUCUGAGCAACUUUCAGGAUAGAAUGUUUUAUAUAGCCGAGUCAAAAGACAUUGAACUGGAUGAUUUGAAACUUAUUCUGUUUGGGGAGAAAUUCGGUGAAGAGCUGGAGCAGAUGAACGCCGGUUAUGGAUAUGUAGCCCAAGUAAAGAAGUUAUUUCAAAAAUUUGAUUUGGAUGGAGAUUUGAAGAUCACUGAAGAAGAACUGAAUUCUCUACCGGAUGUGACAUGGGAAGAGUGUAUGGAUCUUGUCAUUGACCUCGGCCAUCUCUUAGAGGCUAUCAAAAAAGCAUCAAAAACGUCACAUGAAGAAUUAUGAAUGGUCUGUCUGCUAGUGACUAACUUGAGGUGGAAAUGUUCUAAAAUCUCACUUGCUGCAUUAUGGGGAAUUCAUCACAAAAUAUUUAUGGGUAAAACAAACCUUUCAUGGACUUCAUCCCAAAACAUUCAGAUAUUUAAUGUCUCAACCCUCAUCUAUCAGAAUUUCUGUGUAAGGGAAAAGCAAAAGAAAUAUGCAGCUCAGCCCGAUGAUAAAUUCAUAUCUUGGAUAAAAAUUUUAAAUUUAAAUUUUUAUGAAAAAAAAUUGGGGUUUUCUCUUUAAAUUUUUCAGAAGUGGGUGUUUGACCCUUUAUUUAUUUAUUUAUAUUUUUAAUUACCUACUGAUGAGAGGAAAGCAGUGCCCACGGCCCUUUACAGGGAUUCGAGUGGAGGGACAGAGUGUAUCUUCAAAUCAGAGAUCUGGUCUGAAUGCUUGCUGUAGCAUGGCCUCUGUUAAAGGCACCCAUGGACUAGGUGGUGAUGUUAACCUGGACAUCAGUUGUGUCUGUGACCAUGUAUGUUCCUUCAUCUAAACUUCAUCAUUAUCACAAACCCUUUUUUUUUUGAAUGGUGGCUUGGCAAAAAUAAUUUUGCACAUAUACUUUUUGUAAAAAGAACAAUAAACACAUUAAAACUUC